Messenger RNA from Hemiscyllium ocellatum (epaulette shark), 1603 nucleotides. RefSeq names its product serine incorporator 1-like. The record is from RefSeq and is a predicted model, not a curated record. The coding region runs from base 122 to 1549 and encodes 475 amino acids. The transcript is spliced from 10 exons. NCBI's taxonomy places the organism in Eukaryota, Metazoa, Chordata, Chondrichthyes, Orectolobiformes, Hemiscylliidae. Gene Ontology annotation, cellular component: membrane.
AGUGACGCGUGGGCGCGGCUCGCUCGCUCGCGGGUUCCCGCUGCUUGGUAACGCGGCCGUUCGGAGGCAGUGACAGUGAAGGUCGCCGGGUAUUCGGAUCGCUCCCGGUGUGCCGCUAACGAUGGGCUCCGUAUUGGGGGUGUGCUCGCUAGCCAGCUUGGUGCCAUGUCUGUGUAGCAGUGCACCUUGUUUGCUGUGUACCUGCUGCCCCAACAGUAAGAAUUCCACAGUGACCAGAUUAAUCUAUGCAUUCAUUCUACUUCUGGGCACUCUUGUGGCUUGUAUUAUGUUGGCACCUGGAAUGGAAACUCAAUUGAAAAAGAUUCCGGGAUUCUGUGAAGAUGGCUUUGGUACCCAAAUUCCAACUAUUCAUGGGGCUGUGAACUGUAAUGUAUUGGUUAGCUACAAGUCUGUUUACCGUAUCUGCUUUGGAUUGGCUGUCUUCUUCUUUCUUUUCUCUCUGCUUUUGAUCAAUGUGAAAUCCAGCAGGGAUCCCCGAGCUGCAGUGCAUAAUGGAUUCUGGUUCUUCAAAAUAGCUGCCAUCAUAGCUAUUACUGUAGGAGCUUUUUACAUUCCUGAAGGACCUUUUACAAGAGCCUUAUUUGCCAUUGGUACAGCCGGUGCCUUCUGCUUCAUACUAAUCCAGUUGGUUUUGUUAGUUGAUUUUGCUCAUUCAUGGAAUGAGUCAUGGGUAGGAAAGAUGGAGGAUGGAAAUUCAAAAUGUUGGUAUGCAGCCUUGAUAUCUGUCACUGGCCUGAAUUACAUCUUGGCUUUCACAGCAGUUGUGCUUUUCUAUGUAUUUUACACAAAAUCCGAAGGAUGUGUUGAGAACAAGUUCUUCAUUAGUUUCAAUAUGAUCCUUUGCAUUGUUGUAUCUAUUACUUCUAUUCUUCCAAAAGUACAGGAAUCACAACCUCGGUCUGGUCUCCUUCAGUCUUCAAUCAUCACUCUGUACACUAUGUAUCUCACAUGGUCUGCAAUGUCUAACGAACCUGACCGGCAGUGCAACCCUAGCCUUUUGACCAUUAUUAAACAGUUGGCCUCACCUACAUUGAGUCCAGCCAAUAAAAGUGAAUCUUCAGUAAAUGUAGCACCUUCACCUUCAAUUUCAAUGCAGUGGUGGGAUGCGCAGAGUGUUAUUGGACUCAUCCUCUUCAUUCUGUGUCUACUGUAUUCAAGUAUUCGUUCCUCGAACAAUAGCCAGGUGAACAAGCUAACACUCUCCGGCAGUGAAACUGUCAUGUUGGAUGACUCUUUGGCUGGAGAUGCUGUUGGUGUUGAAGAAGGAGAUGGAAUACGAAGAGUCCAUGACAAUGAGCAAGAUGCAGUCCAGUACAGCUAUUCAUUCUUCCAUUUCAUGCUCUUUCUGGCUUCACUUUAUAUUAUGAUGACACUUACAAACUGGUACAGCCCUGAUGCUGAUUACAAGACAAUGACAAGCAAGUGGCCAUCUGUGUGGGUGAAGAUCACUUCAAGCUGGGUCUGCCUUCUCUUGUAUGUCUGGACAUUGGUGGCCCCUCUCAUUCUUACUAACCGUGACUUUGACUAGACUGCUUCAUUCUUGUUCCACUGGUUUCUGAAUUAAAGUCCAUCUAACAUGAAA